AUGUUGCGUCAUAACGUCAAUAUGGAUGGACGACGUGUAAUGAUUUCGAUAUUUUUGUCUCAUUAAACAAUAAAUAGUGCGACCUAUUGAUAUUGAACAUGGGUGACAGUGUAAAUAAUACAAAAUCGAAUUCUUCUCAAAAUGAACCUGCAAUGAAGGGAUGGCUUUUUAAGUGGACAAAUUAUUUGAAGGGAUAUCAGAGGAGGUGGUUUGUUCUCCAAAAUGGUCAUCUGUCAUACUACAGGAACCAAGCAGAGAUGGCGCACACCUGUCGUGGCAGUAUAUCAUUACAUGGUGCCUUGAUAUACACGGUGGAUGCUUGUACAUUUGUUAUCUCCAAUGGGGGUACGCAGACUUUUCACAUCAAGGCUGCAUCUGAAGUUGAAAGACAAUCAUGGGUUACCGCAUUAGAACUAGCUAAAGCAAAAGCAAUUAGAAAUAUGGAAUCUGAAGAAGAUGACGAAGCUGAAGAUUGUGGUGAUCUAGAAGACUGGUCUGGCACUGUCAGAAAAUUGGAGACACAAUUGAAUGAUUUGCAAACUUGUGGUGAUGUUUUAGCAAAGCACUGGAAAAAUUUGGCCAAACCUCUUAGCGAAAUGGAAACAAAUUCUGAUGCAGAAGUAUUGCAAGGAAAGAAUAAGGAAGUGUGUGAACGAGCCACUUUAUUCAGAAUCGCUACUAAUGCCAUGAUGAAUUCUUGUGCCGACUAUCUGAAAACAGCACAAAAUCACGGACAUAAAUUAGUAAGAGCCCUGCAACAUGAAAAAGAACAAAGAGCCAGAUUACAAGACAUGGUAGAGACACUAGCCCAGCAACAUUCUAAGCUCGAACAGGCUGCAACUGCUCAUUCUCAACGACCGGCGAUAAAUGCUAGUGAAAACGAAGAGGAAGAUGACAAUGAAUUCUAUGAUGCAAUAGCCGAAGGAGGUGGCACACAACAUCAGACGACCGAUGAACGUUUUACCUUGAAUAUAAGGACAGGAACUGGACAUAGACGAAAUAGCUCUGAUAGUUCUAGUGAAACGGAGGAAACGCAGGAAACUAAACAAGUUGUAGUGGUAACUGGGAAACAUCCAAACAUACCAUCCACAAAGCAGGAGAAGAGUACAGAAACCAACGAGAAUGAUAUUGCACACCAAUCAAAACGUCAAAGACGUUUAAGGAUUCCCGAAAAGCCCAAUUACCCUUUGAAUCUAUGGAGCAUCAUGAAAAACUGCAUCGGCAAAGAUUUGUCGAAAAUACCUAUGCCAGUUAAUUUCAAUGAGCCCCUAUCAAUGUUACAACGUUUAACGGAAGACUUUGAAUAUGCUAACAUUUUAGACGAAGCUGCAAAGUGCGCUGACCCAUGCAAACAAGUCGCCUACGUGGCGGCCUUCACGAUAUCGGCCUACUCGACGACCAGCAACAGGACGGGCAAGCCGUUCAACCCGCUGCUGGGCGAGACCUACGAGUGCGACCGCACGGACGAUCUGGGCUGGCGGGCGAUCAACGAGCAAGUGUCCCACCAUCCGCCCAUGGUGGCGCAGUUCUGCGAGGGCAGGGGAUGGAAGUGCUGGCAGGAGUUCACCAUGACCUCCAAGUUCAGAGGGAAGUAUCUGCAGGUAAUACCGUUAGGAAUAGCACAUGCAGAAUUCAAUAACAGUGGGAAUAAAUAUUCCUGGAGGAAAGUUACUACUACUGUACAUAAUAUUAUAGUCGGGAAGUUAUGGGUGGAUCAACAUGAAAUGGUAGAAGCCAUGAAGCAGGUAGCCAAGCUGGAUCUGGAAUUGACAGUCGAAGAGAGGAAUCUCCUUUCUGUCGCUUACAAAAACGUCAUAGGUGCUCGAAGGGCGUCCUGGCGCAUCAUAUCGUCCAUCGAACAGAAAGAGGAGACGAAGGGCGCCGACGACAAAUUGGAAAUGAUUCGACAGUAUCGAGCGCAAGUCGAAAAGGAAUUAAGGGACAUUUGCUCGGACAUAUUGGGGGUCCUCGAUAAACACCUGAUACCAGCAGCUACUUCUGGAGAAUCAAAAGUUUUCUACUACAAAAUGAAGGGCGAUUACCACCGCUACCUGGCCGAAUUCGCGACCGGCAACGACCGCAAAGACGCUGCCGAACACUCGCUGGUCGCUUACAAGUCGGCCAGCGAUAUCGCGAUGACCGAAUUACCGCCCACGCAUCCGAUCCGGCUCGGCUUGGCGCUCAACUUCAGCGUCUUCUACUACGAGAUCCUCAACAGUCCGGACAGGGCGUGCCGGCUGGCCAAGGCCGCCUUCGACGACGCCAUCGCCGAGCUGGACACGCUGUCGGAGGAGAGCUACAAGGACAGCACGCUGAUCAUGCAGCUGUUGAGGGACAACUUGACGUUGUGGACGAGCGAUAUGCAGGGCGACGGUGAGGCAGAACCUAAGGAACAGUUACAAGAUGUUGAAGAUCAAGACGUGUCAUAACUUCGGAGCGUUGCGAUUGACAAUAUUGAACUGUUGAGUGCUGUGUAGUGCGGGGCAUUGCCCAGACAUCGUGAGAGGCUCGGGACAAGAUGAACAUCUUGUCCCAGAACCCGUACAUAAUGUAUUAUUAUUAUUAUUAGCUGUAACAGUAUAUUCUGUAACUGUUUUGUCUCUCCUGAAUGGCUGCGAUUGUGCGAACGUAUCUUCCUUCAAAAGGCACCAGCGACAUGCACCAAAGUGUUGUUGCUUGUGUUACUGGAAGUAAAUUGAAUGAAUGUACUAGAAUCUUCGCUUUAGGUAUUUAAGGUUGGAUUUCUUUUGUAUUUUUAUCUUGAAAUAAAAUUGUGGAGUAUUUAAUGAUUUGUUACCAGUCUUAACUUGUUCUUAAGACAAAUGCUUAUUUAUCUUAUCACAGUUUCAAUUAAUUGUUUGUCUGGAGGACAAUUGAGACAGCGGCAUGAUGUAUAAAUUUUAUUAGAAGGGCGUAUUUCCAAGAAGCAUUGAUUUUUACCAACCUCUGACCAACAUUCAAGUCUCUGUAGGAAGUUCUGUCUGUUUUUAGUCAAUACGCUUAGAAAGGAUCUUUUGCCUUGUUGUACUCUCCUAGAGUUAGAAUGUUUGUAUAUUUUAUACUAGUGAUUUUCUUGUUUUGGUAUGGAUACAGUAUAUUUUUUGGAAACACGCAUAUAGAGUUAACCGUACAAAUGUGCAUUCCGAUUCGCAUUUUUUUUUUCGUUUCUAAUUGAUUUGCAUGUUCAGUAUUUCAAGCAAUAAUCACCAUAUUAAUUAUCAUGUGAAUCACAAAUUGUUGAUUCAUCGACAAUCUAUAGCAGAUUUUUACAUGCAUAUCAAUUCCUUUUCAAUUUGAAAACUUGCUGUUACAUCACUUAGUGUGUGAAGUUUGUGUUGUCUUUUUAAAACUGGCAUUCAAGUACCACUUAGUUCUAAUGUACUUAUGGAUUUUUUUCAAGCACUGCCAGGAUUUGUUGGAUAGAAAAAGAUCGUGAUUCGGUUCAAACGUUCUGCUGGUUUUUUCAAGACUUACAAAUUCAUCUAGUUGGUUCUUUUGAAAUGUAUUUUUGCAUUUUUUUAUUGUGCGUAUGAAUGUGAACAAUGCUGUGUAGAUUGAUAUAAAAAUUGAUGUAUUAUUAU
Phaedon cochleariae (mustard beetle) is the source of this 3581-nucleotide messenger RNA. NCBI's taxonomy places the organism in Eukaryota, Metazoa, Arthropoda, Insecta, Coleoptera, Chrysomelidae. The record is from the annotation of a GenBank genome assembly.